Molecule: messenger RNA, 1312 nt
Organism: Eutrema salsugineum
Lineage: Eukaryota; Viridiplantae; Streptophyta; Magnoliopsida; Brassicales; Brassicaceae
Product: GATA transcription factor 12
Exons: 2
Coding region: 118-1125 (335 amino acids)
Biological process (GO): positive regulation of DNA-templated transcription
Cellular component (GO): nucleus
Molecular function (GO): zinc ion binding; sequence-specific DNA binding
Source: RefSeq, a predicted model, not a curated record
UCCCCUCACUCCACUCUCUCCUCUCUCUCUCUCUCUCUCUCUCUCUCUCUCCCUACAGAGCUCCGGCGAGAGUUCACCGUAACAACCCCACCGGAAAAAAUUAACCUUUCUAAUUCCAUGGAAGAAGAAGCUCAUGAAUUCUUCCACACAGCGGAUCAUUUCGCCGUCGAUGACCUCUUGGUCGAUUUCUCCAACGAUGAUGACGACGAAAACGAUGUCAUUGCUGACUCGGACGGCAUCAACACAGCCACCGCCGUAGCCGACAGCUCUAACUCCUCCUCUUUCUCCGCCGGAAGCCUCCCCAAUUUCCACGUUGACGUUCAAGACGGCACCAGUUUCUCCGGCGACCUUUGCGUACCGAGUGAUGAGUUGGCUGAGCUGGAGUGGCUGUCCAACUUCGUGGAGGACUCGUUCUCGACCGACGAUGUACAAAAGCUCCAGCUAAUAUCCGGUUAUAAGACCCGACCCGACCCAAAGUCCGAACCCGGCCAGGAAAACCCAAAUAACAACAGCAGUCCCAUUUUCACCACUGAAGUCUCUGUGCCGGCCAAAGCCAGGAGCAAACGCUCACGCGCCGCUGCGUGCAAUUGGGCCUCACGUGGGCUUCUCAUGGAAGAAGCCGUUUACGACGAUCCAUUCACCGGAGAAACCAUCCUCACGAGCCACCACCACCUGUCUCCACCGACUUCGCAGAUGUCUAUGGCUCACCUCGGAAAAAAGCAAGCCAUCGACGGUCUCCGUCGGAAGAAAGAUUCGUCGCUGGAGUCAGGCGGCGCAGAGGAGCGGCGGUGUCUCCACUGUGCCACGGAUAAGACGCCGCAGUGGCGGACGGGCCCAAUGGGCCCGAAGACGCUGUGCAACGCUUGCGGCGUGAGGUACAAAUCGGGCCGUCUGGUGCCGGAGUACCGUCCGGCAGCGAGUCCGACGUUCGUGCUGACAAAGCAUUCUAACUCUCACCGGAAAGUUAUGGAGCUCCGGCGGCAGAAAGAGAUGACGAAGGCCCACCAUGAGUUUAUACAUCACCAUCACGGUACUGAGACUGCUAUGAUUUUCGACGUUUCUUCGGAUGGUGAUGAUUACUUGAUCCACCACAACGUUGGUCCUGAUUUCAGACAGCUUAUUUGAUUGAUCCCUUUUUUUUUGUUCUUCUUCCAAUAAUUAGGGAUAUAUCUCCUUAGAUCAAGUUUUGCUAAUCUUAAUUAUGACAAUUUGUUUUCUUUUUUUCCUUUUGUUUGGAAUUUGAUAGAAGCUUUAAUUUGUUGUUUUUCUUCAUGACAUUAAUGUUUUUUUUAGGUUUUUCUUUGGUUAAAUU